This is a messenger RNA of Fusarium verticillioides 7600, 1325 nucleotides long. RefSeq lists its product as hypothetical. NCBI's taxonomy places the organism in Eukaryota, Fungi, Ascomycota, Sordariomycetes, Hypocreales, Nectriaceae. The transcript has a single exon. The record is from RefSeq and is a predicted model, not a curated record. The coding region runs from base 6 to 566 and encodes 186 amino acids.
CCAAUAUGCCAAUAUCCAAUCCCGUUUUCUUUCCCUCCCCCUUGAACAAGACCCUUUCGCUUGAAGGAGUUGAGGGUGUAACUAGGCCACUGUGCCUGUACCUACGUAACUGUACAGCAAUGGCCAGAAGAGCACACAUCCUUGCUCGUUGCAGCAGAACCUGCAGUAGAUGGCAGCGUGGCACCACGGGCCCUGACGCUGACAAGCUCCCUCCUGCUCAUCAUGCAAAUUUGCUCCAGCCGAAGAUUAACAACCCUUGUCGUAAGAGACACAAAGAAUGCGGGGAACGCACGUUGAAUGUGAUAUGUCAGAUCUGCCUAGUCAGCAAACAGGCAAAGACAAGGCACGAUGCAACGCUCCAGGCCAGUCCAACACCAAAGACGUCGAGGGAGGCGAGGAAGCAAUUAAAAAGAAAGGAAAACAUUGCAGAACCGUUGUUGAAUACUGGAGACACCAUGUGGUCCCUGCUUGAGAAUGUCUCUGAAAAACGUGUCGGCGUUGAGAACUUCAACUCCGACGCAAGGGAUGUUCUGCAAGCGAGGGUCAACGGUACGGAGGUUUUGUAAAUGAUAGGUCAAGUCCUUGGCGAGUUUACCAGGACAGUCAAUUUCGUCUCGCUUGAGUUGACUAGAGCUACUGACCAAACUCGAGACUCUCAGUCAAGGAACGACGUCAACGAGCAAAGCAUGCGGCUCACUGCAGCGUGCAGGCCUGACCUUAACCCCAGACUUUUGUAUGUCGUGCUAGGAGUAGGAGCAGGAGUUCGGACUCGGAGUCUUCUGUCCUUGCUUUACCUGCCGCCGAAGCGAGGGCAUGAAUGUUACCAUUCUGCUCUGUUAUGUCAGGGGUCGAAUGUAAAUCCUUCAGCGAUGUGACCUUGGCGACCUUUGUUGAUUACCAGAAUGUCACAGAUAGACAGAAUGAGUGGAAUGCUCGCUCUUAGACAACCGUUGAAUUUCUCCCUCCCUCUGAGACAGACGUUCUGGAUGUUUCUCAUGACUCAACUUUUAGGGCUAACGUCAGCAGGGCAAAGUCCAAGAACCACAUGGUACUGCAAGGACGUCUACUGAUACAGAUUUCAUAACAAAACUUGGAAAUAAGACAAUCAAACUACGAGAUGAAAACUUUUCCUUCGUCUCAGUGAGAGUAUCCUUGGUUCGGCCAGGGACCAUCAAUAUCAUGAAGCUCUUGAUGGCCCAUGCAACCAAUCUUCGAAUGACACGGCACUUGAAGCGGCCUGUGAGCCAAUCAAAAGCCCAUGUAAACACACACCCCUUACGGGAAGAGAGGAGCAGGCGGCUUCUUCGGACCUGAGCGAGAGCGGC